AACUUCGAUUCGCCGCUGAAACGCCGAUCGAGGAAGCUGGGCUGAUGUCGAAGAGAUUUCAGAUAAGUGUUUUCACCGCGAUACGAAGGUAAAAUUCUUCAUCGGAGGACUUUUUUGCAUACAGAGACGAGGGCAAAGUCGGUCGACGCAUGGCGAGGUUUAUUUCGUUCGCGUGAGACGCAACGCGUCGAGUCGCGAGCCUAACCUUCAUAACCUCGUCUUCGGGUUGAAAGCGCUCUCUGAGAGGACAAAAAAGACCUCGGGCGUGCGAAGCAUUUUAGUUAGCUCGCGGCCGAGAUGGCAGUCGGCUCGACGAAGGUCGUCCAAGUGACGAAUAUCGCGCCCCAGGCUACCAAGGAUCAGAUGCAGACCCUCUUCGGCUACCUGGGUAAGAUAGAGGACAUCAGGUUGUACCCGACGAUCAGGGACGUCGCCGUGCCCGUGCAGUCGCGGAUAUGCUACAUCAAGUUCCACGAUCAGGGUUGCGUAGCUGUGGCACAGCACAUGACCAAUACUGUCUUCAUUGAUCGUGCAUUGAUAGUGAUCCCUUACCAGAAUGGAGACAUUCCGGACGAGCAACGUGCCCUCGAGCUCACCAACAAUGGCACAGUUGUGCCAGGUCUGUACCCAUCAGAGCCGAAGCUGCCGCCGAAUGUGGUGAACGCUAUCGAGGGUAUCCCACCGAAUCACGUAAUAACCACGAUGGAUCCCAAGCUGGAGGCGAACGGUUUACCGCCCUAUCCACACUUGCCAGGUCACUUGGACAGCAGGCGUAUCGAAGAGAUGCGACGAACGCUUGUAGUGGCGAAUUUAGACUCUUUGGUGAGUCCCGAGCAGUUGCUGGACUUCUUCAGCAACAACAACGUCGAGAUCAAGUACCUGCGUAUGUGCAGCAGGGACUCCGACAGCGAGCAUUACGCGCUGGUGGAGCUGUCUGAGCAGGCGGCCGUAAUCGCGGCCUUGUUGCUGAACGGGAAGCAGCUGGCGGAGCGGCCGAUCAAGAUCUACCACUCGACGCAGGCGAUAGCGAAGCCGGAGGCGAAGAGCAACGAGGCAGCGCAGAAGGAGAUCGAAGAGGCGAUGUCGCGAGUGAAGGAGGCGCACAAUCUCAUCUCCGCCGCAAUCGACCCCAUGAUCGGUAUGCUGUCCAAGGACAAGCGCAGCAGGAGCGGUUCGCGCAGUCGCAAAUCGCGCUCGCGUUCACGGGGUCGCAGUCGGCGCUCCAGGUCGCGGAAACGUUCGCGCUCGCGUCAUCGGCGCUCGCGCUCUCGCCAUCGUCGACGAUCCCGCUCGCGCUCCAAGCGCUCACGAUCUAAAGACCGUCGACGCAGCUCGCCCUCGCGACGACGCAGCAGCUCGCGCAGCCAUCAUCGUUCGCGCAGCAGAUCGCGUCGCUCGAGAUCACGCCGAUCGCCUUCCAGAUCAAAGGAGCGCAAGAAGAGGUCGCCGCGUCGUCGCAGCCGCUCGCGCUCGCCUAGCAAGCGCUCUAAGUCCAGAUCCAGACGUUCGCGUUCCAAAUCCAAGUCGAGAUCGUCGAAAUCCAAAUAUUCGGAUAAAUCCAAGGACAAGGAGCGCGAGAGACGUAGCAAGGACAAGUCGGACAACGGCAAGAGAAGUGACAGCGACCGGGAGAGACCCGAAAAGGAGAGCAGCAGAAGCGAGAAGAAGUCUAGCAAGGAGAAGCGAUCCAGCGACAAGUCGGAAUCGAAACAAUCGGAGGAGAAGGGCAGAUCCGCAUCGGAGAGCAACGACAGCAAAGAAAAGACGGCGGAAUCGGAAAGCUAGAGGAAGACUCGGGCAACGGACGCAAUCAGUGUCGUUUGAUCGGAUCGUUUGGUUUAUUUCGAAAAAGCUACGUUUCUUGGUCGCUACGUGUAUUGAUACAAGAUAAUAGAAAUACACGCAUUUAUAUACAUCGAUCUUCUUCUUUCAAAGUGACGAUCUAUUCGUGUUGAUAGGAUAGAUCGGAAGUGAAUGAUUGAUUUCGACAUUCAGGGACCGACCUUUAUCCUCUUCUUUUUCGGAACAGGCGGCGGCUUGACUUCUUUCGGCUUGUUGAUUAUUUCCAUUUUAGGCGUGCUUUUAGAUGAACUAGAAGAAAUAAAGGGGCGAAUGAUAGUGUGUUAUGAUAUAUCCUUCUAUAAUAUACAGUCUUGGUCACGAAAAAGAGCGCCUUUCGAUAAUCAUAUAUUAUGUUAAAGCGAUCAAUAUUUAAAAAUAAUAUUAAUUUUAGAAAUUAUACUAGUAAUUGUAUUUUAGUAUUUAAACUAUCUGUUUUGACUUAUUCAUUAAAGGUGUUCAUACUUUUGACCAGAA
Messenger RNA from Nylanderia fulva, 2316 nucleotides. RefSeq names its product splicing regulatory protein 54 (gene Srp54). Gene Ontology annotation, molecular function: RNA binding. Gene Ontology annotation, cellular component: nucleoplasm. NCBI's taxonomy places the organism in Eukaryota, Metazoa, Arthropoda, Insecta, Hymenoptera, Formicidae. The record is from RefSeq and is a predicted model, not a curated record.